AUGGCUUUCCGGCACAUUUUAGCUUCCCACGGGGAGCUGCUCCCCAACUCUCAGCGUCGAGGUCCCAACCUUCUCCCGCGAGGGCACACCCAAGCGCUCUACACGCGGGCCUGGGGUCCCAAAGUCCCUGGGUCCGGCUGGGGCCCCUUUUCUUACUCCAGCCCCAGGGCCGCCGCCGAGAAACUGGAGAGCCGCUCCACUGAGACCGGAGAGGACGCGGGGCCGCGGGGAGAGGUGGCGUGCUGCCAGCCAUCCUUCGGCUGCUCCGCGGGUGGAGGGGACAGCUGCACCUCCUCUCCGCAGGCGGGCUGCUCACUGCGGGAGGGGGACGCGGCGGAGAGCGGCCAGGGCUGGCUUGGCUGGACUGCAGCCGGCGGCUUCGAGGGUGGCGGAGGGGCCUGCACUGCGGGCGGAAGCGACGGAGGCUACGGGGGGGUUGAUACUUUAGAGAUGGGCUUGCUCUCAGCUAAUAUGGAAGAUGGUGUAUCCUUUCUACACCCCAGCAAUGAGCUCUGCCUGCAGCCUCUGGCAAUCAAGGAGAACCAUGGAGAAGUACAGAUCCGACUGCAUCUCAAUUGCAGUCAUUGCUUUUUGAAAGGCUGCCAAUGGCAGGCAGAGUUCCAGCUGGCCAAAUGCAUGUUCCCAGAGGGCAUGGAGCUAGCUGUGGGUAACAUCCCCUGCAUGCAUGCGUAUGUUUUGCCUUUGUCCAAGGCUCUGAUUCUAUUGGUAGCUGUGGGGGCGACUUCUACACUGAGCCUCCUUAUGGUGUGUGUGGUCCUGAUUCUGGGUAUGGAUCAUCCAUGGCAGGGCCUGUGGAGGACAAGGCUGCCAGGCCCUGUGCUCAAACUGAGUGAGCUUCGGACAUUCACCAUCAGGACAGCCCCCUGCUGCCAGAUGGGGCCUGGCCCAGCCCAGUCCCAGCCUCCACUUCCAGGGCUUUCUGAUGUUUCCCCAGCCAACCUGUCUUCAUGCAGAGACCUGGGCUGUGGUGCCUUUGGAGAGGUCUGUGGGGGUCUGGUGAUUGGCCUUCCUGGGGACCCCCCACCUCUGUAGGUGGCUAUCAAGACCUUGCCAGAACUCUGCUCUCCACAGGAGGCACCAACUUCCUCAGGCACUCUCAUCAGGUGCACCUGGGGCCAGAGGCCCCCAGAACUGCCUGCAGGAAGAGCCUCUCUUCACCCUGGGGCUGAGAGGUAG
Messenger RNA from Phyllostomus discolor (pale spear-nosed bat), 1197 nucleotides. It is a transcript of the gene LTK, whose product is annotated as leukocyte receptor tyrosine kinase. The record is from RefSeq and is a predicted model, not a curated record. NCBI's taxonomy places the organism in Eukaryota, Metazoa, Chordata, Mammalia, Chiroptera, Phyllostomidae.